Messenger RNA from Dendrobium catenatum, 1563 nucleotides. Its product is annotated as UDP-glucose 4-epimerase GEPI48. The record is from RefSeq and is a predicted model, not a curated record. Gene Ontology annotation, cellular component: cytosol. Gene Ontology annotation, molecular function: UDP-glucose 4-epimerase activity; RNA binding. The coding region runs from base 144 to 1196 and encodes 350 amino acids. The transcript has 9 exons. Gene Ontology annotation, biological process: rRNA processing; galactose metabolic process. NCBI's taxonomy places the organism in Eukaryota, Viridiplantae, Streptophyta, Magnoliopsida, Asparagales, Orchidaceae.
UCCUUUUCGUCGAAAGAUUUCUUCCCGUUUUUCUGCACUCUUUCUCCCUUUGCGUCUCCUUCUUCUCUUCGUCUGCCUCCACGCCUUCUCUUUCCUCCAUCAUUCUAUUAUCCGUCUCGCAGAUAUCUUCUUUGCUCCGAUUCAUGGCGGAUAAGAACAUAUUGGUGACGGGAGGGGCGGGCUACAUAGGGAGCCACACGGUGUUGCAGCUCCUCCAGGAAGGGUUCCGCGUCGUGGCUGUCGACAACCUCUACAAUUCUUCCGAGGUCGCCAUCAAGAGGGUUGCAGAGCUUGCUGGUGACGCGAAGAAGAAUCUCGCGUUUGAACGGGUUGAUCUUCGAGAUAGAGAAGCAUUGGACACUGUUUUUGCUUCUACAAAAUUCGAUGCUGUUAUUCAUUUUGCUGGCUUGAAGGCUGUGGGCGAAAGUGUCCAUAAGCCUUUGCUUUAUUAUAACAACAAUCUUAUUGGUACAAUAACUCUCUUAGAAGUGAUGGCUGCUCAUGACUGCAAAAAUCUCAUUUUUUCAUCAUCUGCAACUGUUUAUGGAUGGCCAAAGCAAGUUCCCUGCACGGAAGAGUUCUCUCCUAGCGCGGCAAACGUUUAUGGACGAACCAAGCUUAUCAUUGAAGAUAUUUGCCGUGACUUACAAAAAUCAGACUCUGAUUGGAGGAUAAUAUUGCUUAGAUAUUUUAAUCCUGUUGGUGCUCAUCCCAGUGGAGAUAUUGGUGAAGAUCCUCGUGGAAUACCUAACAACCUCAUGCCUUUUAUACAACAAGUUGCUGUUGGGAGGAGACCUGCACUUAGUGUUUAUGGAAACGAUUAUAAUACCAGUGAUGGAACUGGGGUUCGUGACUAUAUUCAUAUUGUGGAUCUGGCUGAUGGGCAUAUUGCAGCUCUUUACAAACUUUUCCAAGACCAAAGUAUCGGCUGUGAAGUCUACAAUCUAGGAACUGGAAAGGGAACAUCUGUGUUGGAAAUGGUGGCAGCAUUUGAGAAGGCAUCUGGAAAGAAAAUCCCUUUGAUCAUGGCUGAUAGGCGAUCUGGCGAUGCCGAAAUCGUCUACGCAUCGACGGAGAAGGCUAAGCAGGAGUUAAAUUGGAGAGCUAAGUAUGGAAUUGAGGAGAUGUGCCGUGAUCAAUGGAACUGGGCUAGUAAAAACCCCUGGGGAUAUGAAGCACCUGAAUCUCAAAGCUAAGUUCUUGUAUCACUUCUUGUUCUAUUGAUGAGCUAAUAAAUUUUUUAGUGUUAAUAAGUAUGCUAACUUCUAAUAUAAAUUCCUUGAAAGAUAGAAGUAGUGAAUUACAUCUUGGCCUUGUAUGUAUAAGCUAUAAAAGGGCUCCUAGCUUAUGUAAAGCUACUUAUAGCUCAUUGAAAAGUGAUUAAACAUUGUGAACCAUAGAAAUUUCUUUUUUAUUGGAUGCUGUGGUGAUUGGUACUCAUCAUAAUAAUAGGAAAUUGAAGUAAUCUUUGCUUUGCUUUGCUUUGUUGGUCCAGCGAACUUUGGAAUGUGCUCAUUAUGAUUUUUAACAAAAAAGCUGAUGAAAAAAAGUAGAUGGCAAUUA